Molecule: messenger RNA, 330 nt
Organism: Prunus armeniaca (apricot)
Lineage: Eukaryota; Viridiplantae; Streptophyta; Magnoliopsida; Rosales; Rosaceae
Source: the annotation of a GenBank genome assembly
AUGGAUUCCAUGGACAUAGCCAAUGCAGACCUGCUAACCAGAGUUCACACAUGUCUCAAUAAUCCCAUUUAUUCAGUCCAUCUCACCCCCUGGAAGCUAUACUUUGAUGGAUCUAAAACAGACUCAGCCUCUGGGGCAGGGAUUUUUUUAGAAGAUCCACUAGGGAUCAAACACUGUUAUUCAUUCAAGCUAGAUUUUCAAUGCACCAAUAACAAGGCAGAAUACGAGGCUUUAGUCAUAGGACUAGAAAUGCUAGUGGAACUAGGAAUCCAGUCUGUCGAAAUUCUAGGAGAUUCCAUGCUGGUGCUAAAACAGAUUGCUGGAGAAUAA